This is a messenger RNA of Meleagris gallopavo (turkey), 3861 nucleotides long. Lineage: Eukaryota; Metazoa; Chordata; Aves; Galliformes; Phasianidae. The record is from RefSeq and is a predicted model, not a curated record.
AUGAGUCCAAGUUACCCUUCAUAUACUUUUGUGCAUGUGAAAUUGUAUUUACACGAUGUCAAUGACAAUGUCCCAUUCUUCACCUCAUCUAUUUAUGAAGCCUCAGUAACAGAGGGAGCUGAUAUUGGGACAUUUGUCAUUCAGGUCUCUGCCACCGACCUUGACCUUGGUCAGAAUGGUGAGAUAACUUACUCUAUGUUACAUGACCAUAGUGGAGACUAUACAUGUUUUCGCUUGGACUCGCAGACAGGCUCAAUAUACACUACCUCAGUGUUUGAUAGAGAGAAGAAGGGAUCUUAUCUUUUAGAAGUUGAGUCAGUUGAUGGCUCUGAAUCAGCUCGACCUGGAAAACAUGGGAGGCCAAAUUCUGACACAGCCUAUGUGCGUGUUUUUAUCACUGAUGUGAAUGAUAACAAACCUGUCUUCACUCAGAGUGUCUAUGAAGUAAAUGUGGAUGAGGAUCAGGAUGUGGGCUCAACUGUCAUUACAGUCAAUGCUAAUGAUGAAGAUGAAGGAACAAAUGCUAAGUUACGUUAUCAGAUCACUGCUGGAAACACAGGAGGAGUGCUUGGUGUACAACCAGAAACGGGAGCUAUUUUUAUUGCCCAGCCGCUGGAUUACGAAGAAACAAAAAUUUAUGAGAUCCACUUGUUGGCUUCUGAUGGGAAAUGGGAAGAUUAUGCAGUUACCAUCAUCAAUGUUAUGAAUAAAAAUGAUGAGUCUCCAGUUUUCUCUAUCAAUGAGUACUAUGGAAGUAUAAUUGAAGAACUGGAUGGGUUACCAGUCUUUGUGCUUCAGGUUAUGGCAAAUGAUCCUGAUAAUAAUGUGGAUGAAGGAGAUUUGAGUUACUCGUUGCACGGGCAUGGCGCUGCUGAUAUUUUCACAAUAGAUGAGAACACAGGAAGCAUUUAUGCACACAAGGUGCUGGAUCGGGAAGAAAGAGCACUUUGGAGAUUUGUUGUCUUGGCUACCGAUGAAGGUGGAGAAGGACUUACAGGAUUUGCUGAUGUAAUUAUUAAUGUGUGGGAUAUAAAUGACAAUGCACCCAUGUUCACAUGCAUGCCUGAUGAUUGCAAUGGGAGUGUCUUUGAAAAUUCUCCUGCAGAUACAUUAGUCAUGGAGAUGAGCGCAGUUGAUCGCGAUGAUCCGAAUGUAGGUCUUAAUGCUGUUUUGACUUACACGAUAACAGAGAAUGUAAAAAAUGAGUUAGGUAGUGACAUGUUUAAUAUCAACCCCAAUACCGGUACUAUCCGUGUGGCGGGGGGAGUUAUAGACAGAGAAAGGACUGCAAUUUACUUUCUUACUGUUGAAGCAAGGGAUGGGGGAGGGCUAACAGGAACUGGCACUGCCACCAUCUGGAUUGCAGAUGUCAAUGAUCACGUACCUAAUUUCACAAAAGAGAUGUGGCAGGCGGCAAUUCCUGAAAACAGUGCCAUCAACUCAGAAAUUCUGCGAGUGUCUGCUACAGAUGCAGACGGUGGGGAAAACGCUCACUUAACAUUCAGUAUCAUCAGGGGAGACCCAGAUCAGAAGUUUUAUAUUGAGAAUGACAAAGAAUGGCAAUGUGCCACUAUCCGACUGAAAAAAAAAUUGGAUUUUGAGAAAGCACACGAAAGACAGUUUAAUCUUACUAUUAAAGUGGAAGAUCUUGAUUUUUCUAGCACUGCUACGUGCCUGAUUGAAGUUGAAGACUCUAAUGACCACAGUCCAGUUUUCCAUUCUCAGCUUAUUCAGACGAGCCCUGUUUUUGAAAACAUGCCUGUAGGUACUACGGUAACCACAGUGAGAGCAACAGACAAGGAUUCGGGUUUGAAUGGGAACAUUAUAUAUUCUAUAAAGUCAGAUUCAGAUCCUAUGAGGCAAUUUGUCAUUGACCAGCAUGGUCAUGUGAUUGUGGCAAAUAAACUAGAUCGUGAAGUCAUUCAGAAAUACAGUUUAAUUGUGCAAGCUUCAGAUCAAGGGACACCUGCUGAAACUGGAAGUGUUACAGUUUUAAUUAACUUGCUUGAUGUUAAUGACAACGGACCAAGGUUUGAGGCACCAUACAUGCCAAUAGUUUGGGAAAACAUGUUGAGCCCUGAAAUAGUGCAUAUGAAUCAUUCAUCAAAACUACUUCAUGCAUACGAUCCAGACAGCAAGGAAAAUGGGCCACCGUUUACAUUUUCACUGCCAUCAGAUUAUCAGAAUUCUUUGGAUUUUUCUCUUACUGACAACAGAGAUGACACUGCAACUGUAACUGCUUUGAGGUCCUUUGACAGAGAAAAGCAGAAGGUGUUUCAUCUGCCAAUAGUUAUAACAGAUAGUGGGAUUCCAGUUAUGAGCUCCACAAACACCUUAACAAUAACAAUUGGUGAUGAAAAUGACAACUGCCAUGAAUCUGGCCAUAAGGAUAUUUAUGUUUACAGUAACAAAGGAAAAUGGUCAACAACAGUGCUGGGGGAAGUGUUUGCACCAGAUCAGGAUGAGUGGGACAAUAAAACAUUUCUCUCUGAAGGAAAACUGUUCAAGUCUUUCAGAUUAAAUCAGAGAACUGGUUCGUUGAUGAUGGUGGAUAAUGCUCCUCAAGGAAUAUACAACUUAAAAAUCAGAGUUUCAGAUGGACUUUGUCCUGAUGUUAUAUCUACAGUACAAAUCCACGUCAAAGAGCUGGAAAAUGAAGCCAUACAAAACUCAGCCACUGUGCGUCUCUCAGAUAUCACUGCAGAGGAGUUUAUACAGAGUGGUGAACAUGGCAAAAACAGAUGCAACAUGUUCAAGGAAUUACUGGCAAAAAUGCUAUCAGUUAAGUUUAGCGAUAUCAUUGUCUUCGGUUUGAUGAACACUGAUGGAAAACAGGCAGAUGUAAGAUUUGCAGUUCAUGAUGGCUCAGCUUAUUACAGACCUGAGAAACUGCAUGCUGAGAUGGCAGCCUUUAAAAAUGAGAUCCAGUCAGCUUUACAAGUGAGCAUCUCACAGAUUGAUGUGGAUGAAUGUAGGAGCGCAAACUGUAGCGAGGGCAGUGGUUGUACAAACCACCUCUCUGUGAGCAACAUCCCAACGGUGGUGGAUGCAGGGAGAGUGUCGUUGGUGUCUGUGACGACCACCAUCAGCGCUGUCUGCACCUGUGCUGCCAGGAACCGAGUCCAUCAGCCUUGUUCCUCCUAUGCCCACGGCCCUUGUCUCAACGGUGGGAUGUGUAUUGACACUUUGAAUGGUUACAGAUGUCUUUGUCCUGCUUCAUUUCAUGGACCAGACUGCCAGCAGACUAAGCACAGUUUCCAUGGAAAUGGUUAUGCAUGGUUUCGUCCUAUCAGGCCUUGUUUUGAAAGCUCACUUUCUCUAGAGUUUAUUACUGCAGUUCCAGAUGGACUUCUAUUAUACAGUGGUCCUUUAUCAAAUCCAGAACCUGGGAAUACAGAAAACUUCAUUGCAAUAGAGCUCUCCAGUGGCAUUCCUGUGCUGAAGAUGAGCCAUGGCUCAGGUUCUGUGAUGCUGCAGUUUCCAAGUCACCUGAAUGUCACAGACAAAAAAUGGCAUCAACUGGAAGUGAGAACCAAUGACCAGGUCAGUUAUUUGAUUUUCCCCUUCAGAAUAUUGGCAUUUACCUAUGCAGGUACAUGAAAGUAGAGAAAAGAGACUGGAUAAUUCUAUGUAUUAUUCUAACUAUCCUUGUAGAUUUAAUGAGUAAUAUGAAUUUUGGGAAGGAAGCAUUGUCAAUUUCAAAUCCACUUAUGUUGUAAUCUUCUAUAUUCAUGGAUCAGAGUAUCAUUGGGACACUGAAAUCAAUGACCUAUGUGCAAAAAGCAUUUGCUUACUUGCAAAUGCAGUUACAGAUUUUGUAGAAAUGGUUGAAAUACUUGGAGGUAAAAAUUAAAUCUUUUU